AUGCGCGUCCUUUUCGUGUAUAGCUGUGCGCUACUCGCUGUCACCGUUAACGCCGCGUCCAGUUUCGGUUACCACUACGAACGCAAUGGCAACUCCAACUCCAACACCAACACACUCACGAACGCCAAUAGCCUGAGCUUAAGCAGUAGCGGUAACGGUAUACGCUCGAAGGACAACAACGCCGAAAGUUUUUUCAAUCCUGCACCCAGUGGAAAUUCAUUCCUCUUACCGCAACAUCAAACACUACGACAACAACAACAACAGCAACAGCAGCAACAAAAAACGGAGCAACAAUCUUUUGGUGGCGACAAGUACCUACCACCUUCACAACCCACCGCCGAACCGAUUAUUACCAAGCAAUUUUUUUUAGUCUCCGCACCGGAGGAUUCGGAAGAGCAAACACGCAGCAAGCACUUUGUUAUUGGCCGUCCGCAGAAGAACUAUCGCGUCGUCUUUAUUAAGGCACCUUCCUCUGAUAAUGCAAACCUCAAGUUGACAGCCGAAUAUGCGCCACAAGAGGAGAAGACUGUCAUUUAUGUUUUGAGUAAAAAGGACAACGACUUGAAUAUUGGUGAGAUUAGCACACCAGCGCCCACUCAACCCACCAAACCGGAAGUAUUCUUUAUCAAAUACAAGACACCGGAAGAGGCUGCCGCAGCGCAGAAGGAAAUUCAAGAACAAUAUGACAAUCUUGGCGGCACUUCAGAGUUCUCCGACGAGGGCGUUGUACCCAUAAAAUCGGUUGUGGGCUCACUCGACGGUUUGGCGGCCAAUGGCGGCUACGACUACCGCAAAGUACAAAAUGGCGCCGAUUCACCCAUCAAAAACUUCCUGCAACCAGCACGUUUCUAUUUCUAA
Molecule: messenger RNA, 858 nt
Organism: Bactrocera tryoni
Lineage: Eukaryota; Metazoa; Arthropoda; Insecta; Diptera; Tephritidae
Exons: 2
Coding region: 1-858 (285 amino acids)
Source: RefSeq, a predicted model, not a curated record